Bicyclus anynana (squinting bush brown) is the source of this 2086-nucleotide messenger RNA. RefSeq names its product PRKCA-binding protein (gene PICK1). The transcript is spliced from 12 exons. The record is from RefSeq and is a predicted model, not a curated record. Gene Ontology annotation, cellular component: postsynaptic early endosome; neuron projection; synaptic vesicle. Bases 181 to 1917 code for a protein of 578 amino acids. Gene Ontology annotation, biological process: receptor clustering; dendritic spine maintenance; regulation of Arp2/3 complex-mediated actin nucleation. Gene Ontology annotation, molecular function: phospholipid binding; protein domain specific binding; protein kinase C binding. NCBI's taxonomy places the organism in Eukaryota, Metazoa, Arthropoda, Insecta, Lepidoptera, Nymphalidae.
AAUCAUACUUCAGUGUGAUUGGUUGUCCGACGGGUCAUGCGUACUGUUUUACCGACAUCUUCUCCCACGUAAAUUUGACGUAAAUACGAACACAAAAAUCAAUAUUUUUGUCAGACACUAUUUUAUUUAUGGUGUUAUCGUUUUAGUUCAGCUUUGUUGUGUUCUGUGCAAGUUACGAGUAUGUACCAGCAAAGCGAUCCCUUUACUGAUCCCAGGUUUUAUCCACAACGCAGUAUGUCUAUGUUUGAAGAUAGAAUCGUUACAAAUCCUGGAAGCUUUAACACAAAUACGACAUCUGUGGACGAAAGUGUACCAUUGGAUUUAGAAGAAAACAAGAUGGAAUCCGAUGCUAUUCUCAUUGAAAAAAUACAGGAAGGACUUGAAAAUGCUGACUGCAUUUUUAACGAUCUGAGGAAAGAAAGAUACAUGAUACAACACCAGAAUUUGAUGGGUAUGACAGUCACAUCAGGAAAUGUGGUACUCAACAAAGAUGAGAAAAAUCUCAUAGGCAUCAGCAUAGGAGGAGGUGCACCUUUAUGUCCUUGCUUAUACAUCGUUCAGAUAUUUGACAAUACACCAGCGGCCAAAGAUGGAACACUUCAGAGUGGCGAUGAACUGGUGGGAGUUAAUGGACAGACAGUUAAGGGAAAGACGAAAGUAGAAGUCGCUAAAAUGAUACAAGCAGCUAAGGACACAGUGACAAUAAACUACAACAAACUCCACGCUGAUCCAAAGCAAGGGAAAUCGUUAGAUAUAAUAAUGAAAAAGGUGAAACACAGGCUCGUUGAGAACAUGUCGACCGGUACAGCCGAUGCUUUAGGUCUAUCCAGAGCCAUUUUGUGUAACGAUACUUUAGUUGCAAAGUUAAACGAAAUGCGGGAUACUGAAAACACUUAUAAAAAAUUGGUGGAACAUGCAAAAAGAAUGCUCAAAUCAUAUUUCGAUCUUCUGCAAACUUAUAAAUCCUUGGGAGAUAUCUUCUCUGGUAUCGGUGUUAGAGAGCCUCAGGCAAGAGCGUCUGAAGCUUUCACGAGAUUUGGACAGUACCAUAGAUUGCUAGAGCGAGAUGGCAUAAAAAUGUUGAAAACUCUGAAACCAAUCUUAGCAGAUAUGGGCACAUAUCUCCACAAAGCGAUACCAGAUACGAAGCUGACGAUACGUAAAUACGCCGACACGAAGUUCGAGUAUUUGUCCUAUUGUCUCAAAGUUAAAGAAAUGGACGACGAGGAAUACGGUUACAACGCGUUGCAGGAACCCUUGUAUAGAGUCGAAACUGGGAAUUAUGAAUACAGAUUAAUUCUCCGUUGUCGGCAAGAUGCUAGGAACAGAUUUGCUAGACUAAGAUCAGAUGUUUUAGUUAAGUUGGAAUUGUUGGACAAUAAGAAGACGCAAGAUGUUGCUUACCAAUUACGUCGAUUUAUACAAGGAUUGGCUGUUUACCUCAACGAGACAGUAGUGCAUCUAAAAGAAAACUCAACUCUUUUCCCGGUUGAAGUUGAUCUUUCCCAGAAUGCAUUUCAGUACAAAUCUACGGAACAAAUUAUACAUGAUGGUCAGGAUGAUGACGAAGAAAUUGAAUUUGCUAAAGAAAUACAAGAAUACCACGAUGUAUCUGAUGAAGAAACUAAAGACACUAAAGUUACCAAUCGCCGUCAAACGAAAGACAAGGAUGAUACGGAUUCAUCUGAACAAUUGCUACCGGGAUUAACAACUUUAGCUCUGGACAGUGACAGUAAUGCCAAAAACGAUAAUGACAAUUUGACAUUGUUGACAGAAUUGGGGCUAGUCGACACUCGUACGGACGAUUUUGGCGAAUUCCAGAACGGAAUCUUAGACGAAUUUCUACCAAAAAAUAAUACCGGUUUAUCGGACGAUGUUUUUGAUAAAUUGCUUAAUGAUUUGAGUGUUGCAAAUUGAAGACGAAAUAAAAGAACCGAAAUUUUGGAAUUUUAAAUCCAUUCUUUUAAAAUUUCUUCUUGAUCUACUUUUUGCAAACUACUACCAAUAAUAUGAUAAAGAAGAUAUCUACAUAAAAUAAUAUAUUUUAAAAUAUAAUGGUUAUUUAAUAAAUAAACGCAUCUGUACU